CUCCCGCACUCGUCAGUUAAUGAACCUGACGUACCAAACUCAGGGCACGACUUUUAUCUUCAUUACGUUGGCAUCCCAGUUCUCGCGAGAACAUACGGCAAUUGAAUUUGAAAACAGGCGGCAGUGUUGUGAGAAAGAAACCGUAAAAGCGCAAAGAUGACUGCUGACACUGAAAUAGACAUUAAAGAGGCGUUUCAGCGCGCUCAGAAAGGCCACAACAACAAGGCGAAGCUGGUGGCCAGCCUGAAGAGCCGCUACAAUAAGCUGGAGGAUAAGACACUGUUCCACCAGGAGUUUGUCCAUUACCUGAAGUACGCCAUGAUUGUCUACAAGCGUGAACCUGCAGUUGAAAAUGUCAUUGAGUUUGUUGCAAGGUUUUCAACAAGCUUUCAGUCUCCACCUAAAACAGAGGAGCAGGAGGAGGAUGAGGAGGAGGAAGACGAUAACGACGACCAUCCUUUUCUAAGUUUUAUCUUCAACUUCUUGUUGGAGUCUCAUAAAGCCAAUAGCCACGCAGUGCGUUUCCGUGUGUGCCAGCUGAUCAACAAGCUAUUGGGCAGUAUGGCAGAAAAUGCCCAGAUAGAUGACGAUCUCUUUGAUCGCAUCCAUCAAGCCAUGCUGGUCCGUGUCACUGACAAGUUUCCCAGUGUGCGAAUUCAGGCUGCUUUGGCGAUGACACGUCUGCAGCAGCCACAAGAUCCUGACUGUCCCACCAUCAGCGCAUAUGUGUUGAUUCUGGAGAAUGACACUAAUGCUGAGGUGCGACGUGCUGUUCUGUCCUGCAUUGCAAUGUCUCCCAAGACUCUUCCCAAAGUACUGAAACGCACACGGGACAUCAAAGAGAACGUGCGCAAGCUAGCCUACCAGGUUCUGGCUGACAAGGUUCACAUCAAAGCCCUGACCAUUGCUCAGAGAGUUAGUCUACUGCAACAGGGUCUACGUGACACCUCAGUGGCUGUUAGGGAUGUGGUCUGCUCUUGUCUGCUGCCGGCCUGGCUGCUUCGCCUGGAUGGUAACAUCAUAGAGCUACUCCACAGGCUGGAUGUUGAAAACUGUGCUGAAACUGCUCUGGAUACUUUAAAAGCCAUCUUUAAAGGAACAUCUACUGAGGAACUCCUGCAGAAUAGGUUACAGCUUGACAACAGAAAACUGGUGCCAGUGGGGACUCUCUCCUGUGAAAAUGUACUUUACUGGAGAGCUCUGUGUGAGUUCAUUAAGUCUAAAGGAGAUGAAGGUGAUGAAAUGUUGGAGCAAGUGUUGCCAGAUGCUGCCACUUAUGCCGACUACCUCUAUGGGUAUCUGAAAGCAGUGCCUGUGCUGUCAGAUGAGCAGAGAGCCGACUUCAACCAGCUGGAGCUGGUCAUGACCAAAGAGUUCAUCUCCCAGCAGCUCAUUCAUCUCAUCGGAUGUCUGGACACCAAUGAAGAGGGCGGCAGGAAACGUGUGCUGGCUAUUCUGCAGGAAAUGUUGGCUCUUUCUGAAACCCCCACCUUACUUGUCUCUUUGCUCACUGAGAAACUCCUCACUCUCAUCUUUGAUGACCACAGACGCAUACAGACUGUGGCAGAAAUCAUAUCUGACGUGAGGGAGCCCAUUACAGAGGCCAGUCGGCCAGUGGAUGUGAACGAGAGCCGCCGACAGCAGAUCCAGCUAGCAGAGGUGAAGGUGCAUAUUCUGGAGGCUAAACAAGCCCUGGAGGACUGUAUCACCGCCCAGGAGUUCAGCCGUGCAGCAGAGCUGAAAGACACCAUUAUAGACCUCGAGAACCACAGAAACCAGAUCCUGCAGGAAAUCACAGAGAGCCAUCCACCUGAAAAGGAGAUCCGCUCUGAGAAAAAUGAUCCAGAGACCCUUCUGAGAUGUCUAACAAUGUGUGCUGUACUGCUGAAGGAGAUGAACAUUAAGGCUCAAAUUGGGCCAACAAUAAGUGCCCUAGUGUCCUCACUGAUCUUGCCCAGUAUUGCUAAUGCUCACCCUGCUGUUCGCAACAUGGCUGUGGUGUGUCUAGGAACCUGCACAUUACACAGCAAGGAACUGGCCAAAACCCAUAUGGUUUUGCUGCUACAGAUUGCGCAGCUGGACGAAGUAAAAAUCCGUAUCAGUGCCCUUCGGGCCAUCAUCGACCUGCUGCUACUAUUCGGCUUCCAGCUGCUUUCUGAAACAUCCGGCACACAGGCAGCCCCACCUACAUCAGACAGUCAGGAUGAUGACGCACCCCAGGGGGAGGAGAAGGGAGAUGGACGAGAGGACACUGCACAGAGCAUCCUCGUGAUGCUGACAGAGUUCCUCAACAGUGAGGUGUCUGACCUCCGUACCGAGACAGCAGAGUGCCUGGCCAAACUCAUGUACUCCGGCCGCAUCUCCAGUGCCAAAAUGCUUUCUCGUCUGGUGUUGCUGUGGUACAAUCCUGUCACUGAGGAUGACACCCGUCUACGACACUGCCUCGGUGUCUUCUUCCAGCUCUAUGCCCGUGAGAGCAGGGUCCACCAGGAGGUGGUGGAGGAGAGUUUCCUGCCGACUGUUCGGACGUUGAUGAAUGCCCCAGCCACCUCUCCUCUAGCUGAGGUGGAUAUUAACAACGUGGUUGAGCUGCUGGUGGAGCUGACCCGGCCAAGUGCGCUUAUUAAACCCUCAACUAACACAGAGGAGGUUUGUGUCCAUGACUAUUUAGCAGCGCGUAUAUGUGGGGAGAUGUUAAAGGACCCUACAGCCCCCGAGGUUCGUCUUUAUGCCAAGACCCUAGGCCACCUGGAGCUGAGCAGAGAUGAGACUGUGAGGAAAGAUCUCCACACGCUGCUGCAACAGCUUGUUCAGGUGGUGAAGGAUCGUGUCUGUCUUCGUGCUAUAGAGAAAAUGCUGUAUCAGCUGGAAGACUCGAGAGACCAAGCUGAGGUCCUUAGCGCCAGCGCACUACAGCCGCUGGAUGUUAAUGCAGAUGACACUGUAGCUGAAGAUCCAUCUAAAUCUGCCAAGAGGGCCAAGAGAGGUCAAAGGAAAGUCUGCACAGCGAAAGGAGGUAGAAAGACGAGCAGACGAGCAGAAUCAUCAGAAGAGAGCAAUAGUGAUGGAGAGAAUGUCCCAGAGUCGGUUCAUGUGGUGCGACCGUCACGGAGAGCGAAAACUGCAGCUCUAGAGAAGACGAAGCUGGAUCUCAACACACUCAUCAACCAGGACGUGUCAUAAGUGGAUUGUGGUAGUUGCUGAAAAAGUCAGAUGUCAAGGAAUCAUUUAACAAAUACCUUUCAACAUAUUUUUCUAGUAAUCGAUAGUAAAACUGUUAGUGACUGUAACUGAAUAGACAUGUCUUAACCAAGAGCCACCUCUUGUGGUGCAUACUAUGAAGCCAUAUGUGUUUUAUUUUCUGGUUUAUCCUUUUUUUAAAGUGAAAUGUCAAUAAACUCUGUCCUUUACUGAACCAGA
Molecule: messenger RNA, 3420 nt
Organism: Betta splendens (Siamese fighting fish)
Lineage: Eukaryota; Metazoa; Chordata; Actinopteri; Anabantiformes; Osphronemidae
Gene: ncapg
Product: non-SMC condensin I complex, subunit G
Exons: 22
Coding region: 157-3183 (1008 amino acids)
Biological process (GO): mitotic chromosome condensation
Cellular component (GO): condensed chromosome; condensin complex; cytoplasm
Source: RefSeq, a predicted model, not a curated record